Carassius gibelio (silver crucian carp) is the source of this 2645-nucleotide messenger RNA. Its product is annotated as putative RNA-binding protein Luc7-like 1. Gene Ontology annotation, cellular component: U1 snRNP; U2-type prespliceosome. The transcript has 10 exons. The record is from RefSeq and is a predicted model, not a curated record. Gene Ontology annotation, molecular function: mRNA binding. NCBI's taxonomy places the organism in Eukaryota, Metazoa, Chordata, Actinopteri, Cypriniformes, Cyprinidae. Gene Ontology annotation, biological process: mRNA splice site recognition. Bases 1016 to 2107 code for a protein of 363 amino acids.
UCAUGUUCAUCGAGCCGUUUGGCCAAGAAAAGCUUUUCCCUUUAAUCAUUUAGAGGCUGGGACCGCAGGAGGGGUUCUGAAUGGGAGAGACCUCGCAGUGUGUAUCAAUUAACCUUUCACUUUAGUUCUCAAUGUCUUAUUUCAACUUGGUCAACUGUGGUUUAACAUGCACAUUAGAUUAUGCAGCAUUUCUGUAUGCACUCAUGAGGGAUAGUGCUAUUACUGACUCUCUGCAACAUGACAUCCCUCUCUGAUCUGCUAUCCCAGACGCCUUUGCACUCAAUUGGAAGUUAUAAAAGUGUAGAUGCAUCAUACAAACUAGGGCUGGGUGAUAUUAAACCUAUUUGAUGUGGUUUUCUGGCUUUAUACUGUUUAGAAACAUCUUGUAUAAUAAUGCACUGACUUAAAUGCUUCAUUUGGAAUAAACUUUCCAAAUGUAAUGUGUCUGAUUUGAUCUUUUUUUUUUUUUUGGUAGAUAUGGCAUUGAAUAGGGCAAGUUUGAUUCCUUUACAAAUUAUUCAUACUCCUGUGGCUUUUUUCAUGUGUUAAUUGAAUAAAAUGCCAUGCAUUUUGUUUUACUAUGGGUGCAUAUAAAUUAUAUCUUUGUAAACUUUUUUUAUGCAUUAAGAUAUAAUUUGUUUAGCUCUAUCACCCAGUCCUAAAGUUAACCGUAGAAAACAUCAGUCUAUUUAUAUGGUGGCUGUAUGGAAUAAAUAACUAAUAAAAACUCUUGGUUUGGUCCAAGAUCACAUGCUACCACUUUAUUUUUAGACCUUUCUAUUUAGGAGCCAGUUAAAGAAACCCGGCCUUGGGUCAGUGGAAGUUAAAUAUCUCCAUGAAAGGAAAUCUUGUACUUUCCUGUCUAGCGCAGAUUAUAUCUGACGCUGUCAAACACAAGUUAUGUCAGAUCUCAUGAUUUCAGGCAGGGCUAUGACCCUUGGCCACAAAGUUAGCAGUAUGUAGCGGACGCUGUGUGUGUGUGAGACACGUGCGAGAGUGUGUGUGGUCUCAUUGAAUGUGUAUUCUGUGCUGUGUCCUUACAGGAGAUGAGACGAGACAGAGGGUUAAAUUCACAGACGAGCGCGUCUGCAAAUCGCACCUGCUCAACUGCUGCCCGCAUGACAUCCUCUCUGGAACGCGCAUGGACCUCGGCGAAUGCUCUAAGAUACAUGACCUGGCGCUGAGAGCAGACUACGAGAUCGCGUCUAAAGAGAGAGACCUGUUCUUCGAACUAGAUGCGGUGGAUCACCUGGAGUCGUUUAUUGCCGACUGUGACCGCAGGACUGAGUUGGCCAAGAAGCGUCUGGCUGAGACACAGGAAGAGAUCAGCGCCGAGGUGGCCGCAAAGGCAGAAAAGGUUCAUGAGUUGAACGAGGAGAUCGGAAAGCUGCUGGCGAAGGCUGAACAGCUCGGCGCUGAGGGAAAUGUGGAUGAAGCCCAGACAGUUCUUCAGGAGGUUGAGAGAGUCCGAGCUAAGAAGAAGGAUGCUGAGGAAGAGUACAGGAACUCAAUGCCCGCCUCCAGUUUCCAGCAGCAGAAGUUGCGCGUCUGUGAGGUUUGCUCCGCUUACCUAGGUCUUCAUGACAAUGACCGGCGUCUCGCUGACCACUUUGGUGGCAAACUGCACCUGGGCUUCAUUCAGAUCAGAGAGAAGCUGGAACAGCUGAAGAAAACGGUGCAGGACAAACAGGAGAGGAGAAACCAGGAGCGACUGAAGCGGAGGGAAGAGCGGGAGAGAGAGGAGAAAAUGAAAAAGCAGACAAAGUCACGUAGCAGAGAACGCAAGAGAUCACGUUCUCGUGACCACGAUCGAGAGCGCAGACGCCGUCGUUCCCACUCUGCAUCGCGAGAGAAGCGUCGUUCCCGCUCUGCAUCGAGGGAGAAACGUCGUUCCAGCUCUCGCUCCAAAGAGCGCGACAGACGCCGACGACACCGAUCCAGAUCCCGAUCCCGCUCGCGGCACAGCCGAGAACACUCACACAAAUCUUCUCGGGACCGUGAUCGUGAGAGGGACAGCAAGCGCAGUUCCUCCGAGCGGAGAUCAGACGGGAUGAAUGGGAGGACGGAGUCUCGCCGUCAUGAUGACAGAGAGGCUGGAGAGAUCUGAAUCAUCUCACACUACCAUAACACACACACAUACAGCACACAGCGCGCUCUCAUACAUAUACACUUUUUUUUAUUUAUCAUGUUUGCUUGGUCCGUAGUAAACUGCCCACGCCGUUUCAUUACAGUCUUUAAUAUCUCAGUCCUGUCGGAUUCACUGUCAAAUGUUGAAAUGACAAUAUUUUGUGUGUGUGUGGAGUUAAGGGUAUUCUUUUUUUUUUUUCUUCUUCUAUCAGAUGUAUGCCACUUAUUUUUUUUGCCUCUCUAUAAUGUCUGUUGUUUUGGGGGAUUUGGAUUUGUCCUGAGUGGAUUUGUGCAUGUUCUGAGGUCAGUUUAAAUCCCCUUUUCUUUAAAUAGAGCUGCAGUACUCCUCCUAGAGACUGACUCUUUGUAUCUGUAGCAGAGGCGUAGGAGUUUAACAAUCUAAACUGAAUCCGUCAUGGCAUAUUCUUUGAUUUACUCUGUACAUGAUCUUUUAUAAGGCUGUUUUGAUUUCAUGUUGCCCUUAUUAAAGUGCAUUAAAUGGUUUUAUGACUUUUAAA